This is a messenger RNA of Symbiodinium sp. CCMP2592, 1857 nucleotides long. The record is from the annotation of a GenBank genome assembly. Lineage: Eukaryota; Dinophyceae; Suessiales; Symbiodiniaceae.
AUGUCAUUUGGGCUGAGCUUGAAGCCUUCAAACCUGCCCGAGAAGACCUUGGCGUUCACGAACCGGUGCUAUGCGAAUCAGACGGAUGUGGAGAGGCUAUGUGGUGCUGGUGCUGGCGCCAGGUACAUAGAGGUGAAAGGCUGUGUUUUUAGCAUCGAGACGCACCGUCUCAUGGAACCCGGGACCAUUGCCUUCAACAAGGUGCAGCGAGAGUUUGCCAAGAUUGGGCUGAAUCAGGAGGUCUUUGUGAAGCAGUUCAUGAUUCCCAAGGGCUUCGAUCUGGGCACCUGCAAGAUGGAAGUGGACUUCUUCGUGAAGCCUACGCCCGACACUCCCAGGUUAGAGAUCAGAGACGAGGAGCUGGAUGCUCUGAUUAGGAAGAGUUUCGAGUCCCAAGUCGUUGCCAUUGGUCAAACGAUCGCGGUUGAUUACAACGGGCAGCUUCUAAAGUUCGAUGUGCGCAGUUUGAUGCCUCCGGAUUUGGGGGACGGCGCAGCGAGGAACAAAGUGAGUUCCGGGAUGCUCGCCUCCCUCACGGAGUUGGACUUUCAGCAAGGUCCCUCUGGAAAGCUCCAUGUACUUUCCAACAAAGUACAACACAGAAAUAUAUUCAGACCAGAUUUCAAUUUCGAAGACCUGGGCAUCGGUGGCUUGAGCAAGCAGUUCGGAGACAUUUUCAGACGAGCUUUUGCCGCACGUAUCUUCCCACCUCACAUGGUGCGCGACCUAGGCAUCAACCACGUGCGUGGGAUGUUACUCUACGGUCCGCCGGGUACAGGUAAGACCUUGAUUGCCAGGAAGCUGGCCAAGUUUCUAAAGGCAGCAGAGCCAAAGAUUGUAAACGGACCGGAGGUUCUGAACAAGUACGUAGGCCAGGCAGAGGAGAACAUCCGGAAUCUUUUCGCCGAUGCCGAAAAAGAUGAGAAGACGCUCGGAGAGAACUCACCCUUACACGUCGUCAUCUUCGAUGAGAUUGACUCGAUUUGCAAGUCGCGGGGCUCAACACGCGACGGCACAGGAGUACAUGAUAGCAUUGUGAACCAGCUGCUGUCCAAAAUCGAUGGCGUGGACUCGUUGAACAAUAUUUUACUCAUCGGUAUGACGAACAGAAAAGACCUAAUCGACGAAGCACUGUUGCGGCCGGGGCGACUGGAAGUUCACGUGGAAAUCAGUCUUCCGGAUGAGCAUGGACGCAUUGAGAUUUUGAACAUUCACACGAAAUCCAUGCGAGACAAGGGUUACUUGGACCAAGAUGUGUUGAUUCCAGAGAUCGCCGCGCGGUCAAAGAACUUUUCGGGGGCGGAGCUCGAGGGCCUCAUCCGAUCUGCAACGUCUUACGAGCCCUGUAAGCACUACUUCUUUAGGCGGUUUCCUCCCUCUCCUCCCUCUCCUCCUUCUCCUCCCUCUCCUCCCUCUCCUCCCUCUCCUCCCUCUCCUCCCUCUCCUCCCUCUCCUCCCUCUCCUCCCUCUCCCUCGCCUCCCUCUCCCCCCUCUCCCCCCUCUCCCCCCUCUCCCCCCUCUCCUCCUUCUCCUCCCUCUCCUCCUCUCCUCCCUCUCCUCCCCCUCUCUCUCUCCCUCUCCUCCCUCUCCUCUCUCCUCCCUCUCCUCCCUCUCUCCCUCUCCCCUCUCUCCCCCCUCUCCCCCCUCUCCCCCUCUCCCCCCUCUCCCCCCUCUCCCCCCUCUCCCCUCUCCCUCUCCCCCCUCUCCCCCUGUGCCGAUACACCCCCAAGGGAUACUCCUUGUAAGGAGGUGUAUGACCAGUUAUUCCCUAAGGAUCAAAGGGCAGCGCCCUGCACACGGACAGUAGUUGUUUUGUCUUGCUACGCAAGGAGAGCUUGUCUUGUCUCAAUAUGGUAA